Messenger RNA from Asparagus officinalis (garden asparagus), 2022 nucleotides. RefSeq lists its product as uncharacterized. Gene Ontology annotation, cellular component: chloroplast. The record is from RefSeq and is a predicted model, not a curated record. Gene Ontology annotation, molecular function: phosphatase activity. Lineage: Eukaryota; Viridiplantae; Streptophyta; Magnoliopsida; Asparagales; Asparagaceae. The coding region runs from base 35 to 1069 and encodes 344 amino acids. The transcript has 10 exons.
UCCCCUCUUUAAUUCGCGCAGGCGAACGCACCAAAUGGGACUCCUCAAGCCGCCUCCGCUUUCCUUUUCCCUUUCUCUUCCCUGUAACAAAAAGACUCGUGCUUUACACUGGAGCAGCAGCAAGAAGAUGACGGCGUCGGCGAACUGCUCGAUCGCGGAGGUUCCCCCAACUGCGACCGCCGACGGGAUCCGAACCCUCGCAGAAUCCGGUCGAUAUAAGGCAUGGCUCUUAGAUCAGUUUGGUGUUCUUCAUGAUGGGAAAAAGCCAUAUCCUGGUGCCAUUCCAACAUUGGAACAACUAGCUAAUCAUGGGGCAAAGAUGGUAAUCAUAAGCAAUUCAUCUAGACGAGCAUCUAUAACCAUGGAGAAGUUGGAGGGCCUUGGAUUUGAUUCUUCUCUUUUUCUAGGGGCCAUCACAAGUGGAGAAUUAACACAUCAAUAUCUUCAGAGGAGGGAAGAUCCAUGGUUUGCAGACCUAGGAAGAUCUUGUAUCCACAUGACAUGGAGUGAUCGAGGUGCAAUAUCUCUUGAUGGUCUGGGCUUGCAAGUUGUGAGCAAUGUGGAUCAUGCAAAUUUUAUUCUAGCUCAUGGUACUGAAGCACUGGGUCUUCCUUCUGGUGAUGCACUCCCUAAGAAACUUGAAGAACUUGAGCAAAUAUUAGAACUAAGCGCCAAAAGAAAAAUUCCCAUGGUGGUUGCGAAUCCAGAUUAUGUAACUGUUGAGGCGAGAAAUCUGCGUGUUAUGCCUGGAACCCUAGCAGCUAAAUAUGAGAAGCUUGGAGGUGAAGUGAAAUGGAUGGGAAAACCUGAUAAGUUGCUUUUUGUCAUUUUUUUUCCUUUUUCAAAAAAAAAUAAUGGUGAUUGUAUUACUGUAGGAGAUUCUCUUCACCAUGACAUUAAGGGUGCAAAUGCUGCUGGAAUUGAUUCAGCAUUUAUCACUGGGGGAAUUCAUGCUACUGAACUUGGAAUUAGUACUUUUGGGGAAGUUGCUGACUGCACUGCAGUCCAAGCUUUGGCGAGUAAGAGCGGUGCCUGUCCGUCUUAUAUUUUGCCGGCUUUUACGUGGUAGUGCAGCAUCUGUUAUGGUUGGUCUUACCUUCUGGACCUGAGGGCAGCAGGGAGUUAGAAGAAGGUGAAGAUUACAUAUUCGGAGAUCCUUUGCCUUAGUAAAGCAAGAAUCAUGAGAGUAUAAGUUUGUAUAGCCAUUACAAUCAAGCAUGUGUGUUAUAAUCGAGGGAUCACACGAGUCGAAUACUAUUGAUUAUCAAGAGAUGUGGUCUAGUCACGCCAUGAUAUACUACUAACAAUGAUAUUCUAACACUAUGCUGGUAUUUUGGAGAAGUGGUGGAUACCACAAGAAAGAUGACAUUGAGAUUGCUGGAAAACGCCCAAAUUUUAUGUAAUCUGAUGAGACGUACGCUGUGAAGUUGAAACACAACCCAGUGUUUUAGAGGCGGAGGGAUGAACGCUAGAAAAGAAUAGGAAAACACAACUCUGACGGAUGAUAUGAAAAAAUGUAGUGGUCCAUUAUCCUAACGGUUAGAAGUUGAAUUGGACAGUUGACAUGGACACCUACCAAUUGUUGGACUUAAUGAAAGAUGUAUGGUGUAUGGCCGAGAAGAAGAACUUUAGUCUCCCUGGAAUCCUUGCCGCUAACAUAUGAGAAGCUUGGAGGUGAAGUGAAAUGGAUAGGAAACCUGAUAAGUUACUAUAACUGCAUGCAUUACUGUCAUUUUUUAUCUUUGUCUCAAGUGCAUAUCUUCUGAAGAUAGAAUAAUACAAAGACACUAUUUUGCAGAUAUUUUACAUAUUGGGUAGGUUUGAACCGAGACCAAGCGAUUCUUAUCAUAUGCAAGAGGGGGUUUAGUAUGCUCAUUUGUAAUAAAAGUUAGCCUAAUUAUUGUAAACAUUCACUUUUCUUCUUUUUGAAGUUCUAUAAGAUUGGAGUUUGGGUAGUGAAGGAUGUUAUUGUUGUGUUUCUCUCAACAUCAUCUAGAUACUAUCUUACCUUUCAGCAUGUUA